UCAAGCUUCGUGAUUUCCCAGGUGGCUGUGAAGUUCUCGAUUGGCCGAUAUGAAGACCAGGUUCUGUGUGAUGUGUUAUACAAUCUGCCCAACCAUAUCGUGUUGGGGUAGCCUUGGUUUCAAAAUCGACAGGUCGAAUUUGUUAGCAUAAGAAGAAUUCAGACUUCGGAAACAAAACAAAACGUUUGUUUUGAUUCCUUUGUUGCAGGAACAAGCUGCUGAAAAUUUGAAGAUGGUCAAACGACCACGGGAGGAGUAUCAAACGGCCUUGUUGACGACACCGUUGACGUUGAGGAGAAAUCCAUCAAGGACUCAAACCCACUGUAAAGACCCUUAUUUUUUGCCGCUGGAGCCCAAUGCAUCCGAGACGAGUGUCGACACCCCAAGAGUGAUUUUGACAGAAGGAAUCAAGUCGAAACGAAGACUUCGAUUCAGGCCGAGCGCCCCUGUUUUCCGACGGCAACGCAGGGGAAGAAAAAGGGUGAAUCAGGUGGAGCAUAUGGGGGCCAACCUAGGUCGAGCUAGAGACCUCUAUAUAGUCAGUGAGAUGGCGAGAACGUGUCGUGCUGGUCAAUUGGAGUUGAAGGGGUAGAGGCGAAAAACGCCAAAUUCAGAAAUUUCGUUCCAAAACGUGAAUCAAAACCAGACCAAGAAGGUUGAAUCAAUUGGAGCGAUUGGGCGCGAAAUGAAGCUAUUGGAGACUAUUGACAGGCUUAGAGAGGUCCAAGAAAGGUGUAGAAAAAAUCCAUUCGUUUCGGCGAUGUCAUAAUAAAAAAUGUUUAAUUUGUGUUUGGACUCGACAAAUUCUGGGUUUCCUUCGCCGAAAGUGGAAUUUUCAAAACUUACGAGGGCGGGGAAGUCAGGGAUGUCAAUUGGAAUCGAUCCGAGCAGAAUCAAAGCUUAAAAAUUGUUGGAAUCGGUUGUUGGACUCAAGGAGAGCACGUUGGAAGCCUUGAAUUGGAUCGAGAUGGUCAUGAAAAGAAAGCCCCAAUUUUGACGAAGUCGCCGGAUUCCUUGACGUCGCCAGAAUUUGGAAAAUUUUCGCCGGAGUUCGAAAAUGUGCGCGAUCUGAUAUUGGGUCCAAAUUUUUUUGAUGAUUGUGUGACACGCGAGCCUUGGAGUCCCACGACGCGGCUGAAGCUGACUGAAGAAGGAUUUGAAAAUUCAAAUUUUAUGUCGAAAAUGGUGUUUGAGCAACAUUAUUUCGAUCCAAUUUGGGAUCAAUUUUAUGACGAUUUUGACAAGAAGAAGCAUCAAGUUUUGAGGUCAAAGCUUUUUGAAGAGAGGGAGCCUGAUAUGAUCCCAAAUAGCCAACUCUACAUGUUUAAAUUACUUAAUGAAGAAGCUAUCGAAGUUGGGAAGAAGAAGGGCAGAAUUUGGUUAAGUGUUGGAAAAGUUUCAGGUAUCCUACUUUGGAGGCUUAGUUCUCUCAAUUGCCUCAAUGAAAAUUUGAUUAUAAU
Messenger RNA from Linum trigynum, 1460 nucleotides. NCBI's taxonomy places the organism in Eukaryota, Viridiplantae, Streptophyta, Magnoliopsida, Malpighiales, Linaceae. The record is from the annotation of a GenBank genome assembly.